AUGACCGCGUCCUCGCACUAUUCGGGUCGGAGCCCGUUGAUGAGCCCCUUCUGCAGCGGCUGGAGGAAACAUGCAACGGACGGGGGGAGCACGCGCAGGCAACCGGCACCGCACAAGGGGAGGCGGGACAGAUGGCAUUGCACCAUUUUUUUCCACCGCGGCAUUGUCUUCUCCCACAGGGAUUUUGGAACCGCCCUUGACUGCGUGCGUGCGUCCCUUGCGACGGGGACACACCGCGCGUACUUGUACACUGGCCGUGGACCGAGCGCGCAGUCGAUGCACAUUGGCCAUUGCAUACCGUUUUUAUUGACGCGGUACCUGCAGGAUGCGCUCGGUCUUCCGUUGGUGAUUCAGAUAACCGAUGAUGAGAAGCACUUCUUCCGCGACAUUCCCGUCAGCGGGGAGAAGGCGAGCGGGUUGGUGGUGGAGAACAUAAAAGACAUCGUUGCCUUUGGCUUCUAUCCACGCAAGACAUUUAUAUUCCGCAACACGG
This is a messenger RNA of Trypanosoma cruzi, 493 nucleotides long. RefSeq names its product tryptophanyl-tRNA synthetase, putative. The annotation marks the transcript as partial. NCBI's taxonomy places the organism in Eukaryota, Euglenozoa, Kinetoplastea, Trypanosomatida, Trypanosomatidae. Gene Ontology annotation, biological process: tryptophanyl-tRNA aminoacylation. The record is from RefSeq and is a predicted model, not a curated record. The transcript has a single exon. Gene Ontology annotation, cellular component: cytoplasm. Gene Ontology annotation, molecular function: ATP binding; tryptophan-tRNA ligase activity.